Molecule: messenger RNA, 651 nt
Organism: Oldenlandia corymbosa var. corymbosa
Lineage: Eukaryota; Viridiplantae; Streptophyta; Magnoliopsida; Gentianales; Rubiaceae
Source: the annotation of a GenBank genome assembly
AUGAAUUCACUUUCAGGAAGGCUGAUUAAACUAUUCAGAGUUUCAUCUCCUGCUACAAGACCCUCAUCUUUUGCAGAUGCAGGGGUGGGUAUGCAAAGAAGCUCGAGGUUUUAUUCUUCUGGCUCAUUUGAUAGUGACGUCAACGAAGAAAACAAUGAGCAUGAUCUAGAAGUUGAUGAUAACGACUUCGUCCCAGAAAGACCAGAGUUACAGGUCCAGGGUGUUGAUCCCAGGAAGGGAUGGAACUUUCGGGGUGUCCACAAGGCAAUUAUUUGUGGGAAAGUUGGACAAGCCCCAGUGCAGAAGAUCUUGAGAAAUGGCAAGACUGUAACAAUCUUUACUGUGGGAACUGGGGGUAUGUUUGAUCAGAGAAUUACAGACAUUAAAGACUUGCCUCAGCCAGCUCAGUGGCAUCGUAUUGCAGUUCAUAACGAGAUGCUUGGGGUUUAUGCAGUUCAGCAGCUUGUCAAAAACUCUUCAGUCUAUGUUGAGGGGGAAAUCGAAACCAGAGUUUACAAUGACAGUAUCAAUGGUGAAGUCAAAAACAUUCCAGAGAUUUGUGUGCGCAGGGAUGGAAGGAUUCGGCUAAUAAAAACAGGAGAGACUAUCAGCAAUAUUUCUUUUGACGAGCUGAGGGAAGGGUUGCUGUAG